AUGUCUUCAAUCGUCGAUAAUGUCAAGAACACCAUUGCCGAAAACUUCGGUGGCCCAGCCGAAAAGCUCAGUACAAGAGGGUUCACGCUUGAAGAUGUCCCAAGCCUGGAAGGCAAGGUCGGGGUUGUGACUGGUGGCAGCGAGGGUAUCGGUUACGGCAUCACCCACAUUCUACUCAGUCACGACAUCGAGAAGCUGUACAUCCUCUCCUUGUCCGAGGACAUCGUCAGCGACGCCAAGAAGUCUUUCGCUCAGGAACUUGGCCAGGAAAAAGCCGAUCGCAUUGUCUGGAUUAAGUGUGACUUGAGUGACUGGCCUGAGACGAAGAAGUCUGCCGAGCAGAUCAAGAACUCGACCGAUCGUCUGGAUAUCCUCGUCAACAACGCCGGCCGGGGCAUCAUGACCUAUCAGCUCACAGACUACGGUGUCGAUCGCCACAUGGCGGUGAACCACUUUGGCCAUGUCAUCCUCACCACCUACCUUCUCCCACUUCUUAAAGAGACCUCCAAGAAGCACGGUUUAACCCGGAUUGUGAACCAGUCUUCAAACACUCACCAGGCGGCACCGAAAGACACCAAAUUUGACAGUUUAGAUGACCUCAACCAGGAUCUCGGUCCCAACGCUCAGUACGGCAGAAGCAAACUUGCAAAUCUUCUGUACACUCGGUACUUUGAUCGAAAUGUCACAAGGAAGGGAUUUCCUGACCUGAUCGUCAAUGCUACUCAUCCGGGGUUCGUGAGUACGAGACAAAGCACGGAACACAUCCAUGAACCCUACCCUCUAGCCGGAUACAUGAUGUCCACAGUCAUGGAACCUUUCAAGAAGGACCAGUUCGAGGGUGCUACAAGUGCCGCUUACGCUGCCACGGUGACACACCUUACAGGACAAUACCUCUGCUGUCCUGCCGUGCCCGAGCAUGGAACCAACCUCUCUCAAGAGGUGAAAUUGGCAGAGGAUCUGAUGGAGCUGACAAGAAAGGUCAUUAGUGACAAGUUUGAGCCCUUUGACGAUAGAAAGUUUUAG
Fusarium falciforme is the source of this 1023-nucleotide messenger RNA. RefSeq lists its product as hypothetical. NCBI's taxonomy places the organism in Eukaryota, Fungi, Ascomycota, Sordariomycetes, Hypocreales, Nectriaceae. Bases 1 to 1023 code for a protein of 340 amino acids. The record is from RefSeq and is a predicted model, not a curated record. The transcript is spliced from 3 exons.